Messenger RNA from Danaus chrysippus (African queen), 798 nucleotides. NCBI's taxonomy places the organism in Eukaryota, Metazoa, Arthropoda, Insecta, Lepidoptera, Nymphalidae. The record is from the annotation of a GenBank genome assembly.
AUGGCAAAAGAAAAAAACGAUGCAAACGCACUAUUGGCGAAAAAGAAAAAAGUGAAGCCACGGAAAUCCAGGGAUGCCGAUUGUUGCAGCGUUAACUUCCUCAAAUGUGUUCUUCAUAUAUUCAAUGUUAUAUAUUUGUUUGCAGGAGCGGGUGUUUUAUUGGUAGGUGCGUGGACGGUAACAUCGAGGCAUCGGUUCGUGUCCUUACUGCCGACAUUCACAUACCAGGCAAUAGCUUAUCUUUUAAUAUUAGCGGGGGCGCUGGGCCUUCCGCUGUGUGCAUUGGGAUGCUGCGGCCUCAAGACUGAGAAUAGAACCAGUUUAUUAUGUUAUACAUAUUUCCUGCUAAUAACGUUUAUCCUGGAGGCUGGUGCCGGUGGACUCGCCUACUACUAUCAGGUCGAGGUGGAACACGAGCUCAGAUCACAAUUAAAUAAAACUUUCAUAUCAAACUACGCGUUGGAUACUGAUGUCACUAACGCCGUGGACACUAUGCAAACAGAGUUUAAGUGUUGCGGCGCCGUUCGUUAUGAUGACUGGCGUAAAAGCGUGUGGCACGAACACGACCCUCGCCUCUUAGUGCCGGAAUCUUGCUGCAAGACGCCAACGAGCCGAUGUGGCGCCAGGGACCAUCCAUCCAAUAUAUACUAUAACGGUUGCAUCGACCACUUCACAAAUCACAUACGCGACAAUCUCAUAAUACUAGCCGCCGUCGGAGUUGGUAUGUCAGUUAUACCGAUAUUCGGGUUCUUCUUCUCUUGUAUUCUUUACGUAAGAAUCAAACACGUGAUUGAUUGA